Messenger RNA from Sapajus apella (tufted capuchin), 6243 nucleotides. It is a transcript of the gene HCRTR1, whose product is annotated as hypocretin receptor 1. Gene Ontology annotation, cellular component: membrane. The record is from RefSeq and is a predicted model, not a curated record. Gene Ontology annotation, molecular function: orexin receptor activity. Bases 1950 to 3215 code for a protein of 421 amino acids. The transcript is spliced from 7 exons. Lineage: Eukaryota; Metazoa; Chordata; Mammalia; Primates; Cebidae. Gene Ontology annotation, biological process: feeding behavior; G protein-coupled receptor signaling pathway.
UAGCUGUUCCAGCAGCAUCCGGCGCUGGGCUGGAGGCGGUGCCGGCAUCCUCUCUGUCUCACCCCUGUGAUCCGCCUGUGCCAUCCUCCUCCUCAGUUAAGUGAGGCAGCAAGGAGAGGCGGGGCUGGGCUCCACCUCUGCACUGUGACCCUCAGAAGCUGCCAGGUCCGCCGGCACACACUAAGUGCGCCCAGAAUGCGGGGUGGCCAGGGGCAUAAAUGUGGAGUGAAUGAGGAUGGAGUGAAUGAACGGAUGGACGCAUGAAUGAAGGUGGGAUGGAAGCGUGAAGUGGGAGGCGAGAAGGAACGAGCGUCUCCCUCCGCCCUGCGGGUCUCGGGGCUGGAAAACACGGAGCUGAGACCUGCUGGGGGCUCCCACCCCGCCCUGCCUCUCCCACCGGCCCCCCUCCCCGCAGCGCGCAGCCCGGCUGGGCCCGCGCCGAGCCACAGCCCGCGCAGUAGCCCGGGCUCGCGCUCAGCCCCUCGAGCAGAGGCAGCGCAGCCUAGGGAGGGGGCUGCCCCGGUCCCCUCCCGCAGCCCCGGACCCCAGAGGUCCGGCCUUCCCCGCAGGAAGGCGAAGUUCCCGGUGCCAGGUCCGGGCACCAGCAGCCGAGAACGCCUGGGUCCCGGAGUCAACAGGUGCGGGGUGUGGGGGACCCCCUAGGCCCGGGAUGGGGUUCCAAAGGACCUGCGGCGAGGGAUGGGGGGAGCCAAGAUUCUUGGGUGGUAAUCGGGGUGCUGGGAGACUGGCUCCCCGGCCGGCGCUGCCCUCCUCCAGGCAGGCUCCCGCGGAACGCCGAGUGCGCUCGCUCCCCCCGCCUCCCCGGAGCCCCCGCAGCCCCUGAGGUGCAGGGAGGUCCCGCGGACGGAGCCGGCCUGCCGGCGUUCAGUGGGGUACGAAGGCGUCCCCUCUCCCUCCCCAGGGGUCUCCGCAACCCUCCGGCACCCGGCAGGGGUCUUCCCAGGCCAGCCGGGUGAAGGAGGGGCUGAGUGCAGGAGGAGAGGCAGGGAGCUGGGCUGGCUAGAUUUAUGAAUGGAGAGCUGCCAGCGCGCCGGAACAGCGGCUCCUGGCGGCCGUCGGGGAGCGUCGCGGCCCUGGAGACCCAAGGGGGGCCCGCAGGGGGCCUGGACGCCCCCGUUGCUCCCAAGGGGUCGUCAGUCCCUCCCCGAACCACCCCCACUGUGGUGUGUGUGUGUGCGCGCGCGCGCGCGCGCGUGCCCACCGGAGGGUCUGGCAGGUCUGGCGGGUGGGAUUUGGGUCUCUAACACCUCCAUUGACCCUGUUUCCCAGCCCAAAAUUAAAGCCUGUGAACUGGCUCAAAAAACAUUUGAAAUCGGGAUGGCUUUUCCACUUAAAUCUAUGGUGUUUCGCUGGUUCGGACAGACCUGGCUUAGGAACUUUGUGACCUUGAGCAAGGGACUCAAUCUCUCUGAGCUUCCCUCUCAUCUGCAAAGCAGCAUACCCUAAUAAGAGUAGCUGGAAACUUCCCCCAAACCACCUUCUCGUGCCAGGUUCUUGGUGAGGCAUUUGGCAUGCAUCAGAGCUCAUUACUCCUCAUCUCGGCCCUGUAAGGUAGGUAGGGUUAUCACCCCAUUAGAUGGAUGGGGAAACCGAGGCUUAAAGAGGCCAGGUAAGUUACCUAAGGCGACUGGUGUGGAAUUGGGAUGCAACCCAGGUCUGCCUUCCUCCAUCAAUUUCAUGACUGUGAGAAUUAAGAGGAAACUUAUAUGCAAAGUGCCUGCCACACUCCCUAACAUUUCCUUCCUUCCCUCUUUCCCCACUCUUUUCUUUCCUUCCUCCCUUCAGGACGUUUGGGGCUGAGACCCCAAAAGACCUGGGUGCAAGCUUCCAGAUACCCUGAAGGGAGUGGACUGAGGGCUGGCCCAGGGUUCCCUCCUCUCCCUCCACAGAGCCUAGGAUGCCCCUCUGCUGCCGCGCCUCCUGAGCUCAUGGAGCCCUCAGCCACCCCAGCGGCCCAGAUGGGGGUCCCCCCUGGCAGCAGGGAACCGUCCCCUGUGCCUCCAGACUAUGAAGAUGAGUUUCUCCGCUAUCUGUGGCACGAUUAUCUGUACCCAAAGCAGUAUGAGUGGGUCCUCAUCGCAGCCUAUGUAGCUGUGUUCCUCGUGGCCCUGGUGGGCAACACACUGGUCUGCCUGGCCGUGUGGCGGAACCACCAGAUGAGGACAGUCACCAACUACUUCAUCGUGAACCUGUCUCUGGCUGAUGUCCUGGUGACGGCCAUCUGCCUGCCGGCCAGCCUGCUAGUAGACAUCACUGAGUCCUGGCUCUUUGGCCAUGCCCUCUGCAAGGUCAUCCCCUAUCUACAGGCUGUGUCCGUGUCAGUGGCAGUGCUGACUCUCAGCUUCAUCGCCCUGGACCGCUGGUAUGCCAUCUGCCACCCACUAUUGUUCAAGAGCACAGCCCGGCGGGCCCGUGGCUCCAUCCUGGGCAUCUGGGCUGUGUCACUGGCUGUCAUGGUACCCCAGGCUGCAGUCAUGGAAUGCAGCAGUGUGCUGCCCGAGCUAGCCAACCGAACGUGGCUCUUCUCUGUCUGUGAUGAACACUGGGCAGAUGACCUCUAUCCCAAAAUCUACCACAGCUGCUUCUUUGUUGUCACCUACCUGGCCCCACUGGGCCUCAUGGCCAUGGCCUAUUUCCAGAUAUUCCGCAAGCUCUGGGGCCGCCAGAUCCCUGGCGCCACCUCAGCACUGGUGCGGAACUGGAAGCAGCCCUCAGACCAGCUGGGGGACCCGAGUGCAGAGCCCCAGCCCCGGGCCCGCGCCUUCCUGGCUGAAGUGAAGCAGAUGCGUGCGCGGAGGAAGACAGCCAAGAUGCUGAUGGUGGUGCUGCUGGUCUUCGCCCUCUGCUACCUGCCCAUCAGUGUACUCAAUGUCCUUAAGAGGGUGUUCGGGAUGUUCCGCCAAGCCAGCAACCGCGAAGCUGUCUACGCCUGCUUCACCUUCUCCCACUGGCUGGUGUACGCCAACAGCGCUGCCAACCCCAUCAUCUACAACUUCCUCAGCGGCAAAUUCCGGGAGCAGUUUAAGGCUGCCUUCUCCUGCUGCCUGCCUGGCCGGGGUCACUGCAGCUCUCUGAAGGCCCCUAGCCCCCGCUCCUCUGUCAGCCACAAGUCCUUGUCCUUGCAGAGCCGAUGCUCCGUCUCCAGAAUCUCUGAGCAUGUGGUGCUCACCAGCGUCACCACAGUGCUGCACUGAGCGAGGGCUGCCCUGGGGGCUCCAGCUUGGGGGAUCUGCCACUACCCCUCAUGGAAAGACAACUGGGUGUGGCAAAAGGCUGGAGCUUCUGUCCUGGGUUUCUGCCUGUGUGACUCUGAGCCUGUGUCCCCUAAGCAGGGUUGAUGUGAGGAUUAAGCAUGCUGAAGCAAGUGGAACACUCCUUGUAAACUGUGAAGUGUUGCGGACAUGAUUAUUGUUGUACUUCUCUCAUUUGGCCAUACCCCACGGUAUAGUCUGUCCCCAUCAUCCUUCCAGAGCUUCGCCAUCCUCCCAAAAAGCCCUUUCCUACCCAAUUACAGGCCUUCCCUGGAGGCUGCUCUAAAGGUCCCAACAGGCAUUUCCAUCUGGUCCAGUGACUCCCUGAAGCCCAGGGCUGCACUUGGCUGGCUGUUUUGAUGCCUGUGUGAACUAAUCUGGGCCCAGCCUUUCUCCAGUGGGCCACAAGCACAGCCCCGCCCUCACGAGGUGCCAAGGGCACACACCACAGACCCAACCUUGUUGGCUUUGUGGUGGAUAAAACACUCUCCAUGGCCACUUGGCACAGAGGCCAGCAGCCCGAAGCAACUGUAAUUAAAAGCCUGGCACUGAAUGUUCCCUUUCCUUGUCAUUGCACACAAUCUGUGCUGCUUAGGUUAGGAGCAGAAGAAGGUGGGGAAGCUGGGGGGAGGGAAGACAAGAAGGCACUAGAAUGCUCUUAUCUGCUGACCUCCCGCUACCACCACACAGGAUCCCAGAUGGACUCAGCCAGGCCUCAGCACACAUGGUGCUGCCUCCUCAUGCGGUGCCAAUCCUGUGACGCCGGGACCUCACUUAACAAAACUGUCUGCUCACAGGCCCAAUGGCCUGGGGAAGGUAAGGGCGGCAGGGUAGGCAGACAGCAGGUUAACAGGCUGAUUUACUGUUACCUUCUUCUUGGAAACCAGGACUUGCGUCUAUUUUCUAUGAACUCACAGGAUAAAAAGAGAAAGCCACAGACUUGGCCAGACACGCUCCGUCUGCCACAGAGAUGACUUUAAGGCUGCCAAAGGCCCUGAGCCUUGUUGCCAGAGCAGGAUGUGGAACACAGUCUGAAGCGCCACUCUGCUGAGGAACAGGGAUAUCUGGCAGGGGCCAGCUCUGCUAUGCACACCACCGGGUCUGCUUACCUUGAUUAAUGGAGCUGUGGGCUCCCUCUGACCUCCCCCGUCAAGAAGGUAGGCAGAGCCUUGGUGCUGCCAGGGGCCCAGCUCAGGAGUGCUGAAGCACUGCUCUCGUAGGCACGCUGCUUUACCCAGAGCAGGUGAAAUGUGUGGUCUAAGUGCUUCACCUGCUUUCCACAUGACUCACCAGCCCAGCUCUCUGUGGAGAGGACAGAGCCCCAGCAGCUGCCAGGAGGAUGGGCUCUCCUGCCCAUUCCACACUUCCACUGGCCUUAGGAUCCAAAGCUGCUGGCACAGUGCAUAGGUAGGCUUGGAGGUGAGUGUGCAGGAUGAGGUGUGAGGGCUGACCCCCAAGCUCAGAACCAACCAUCAUGCUCACAAGAUCAAUGCAGGUCUUGGGCUCGUCAGCCUCAGCUGAGUACAAAGAUGAGAGACUACAAUUGGCAGCAUCGGUUGCAGCAGACACUUGGUUCGGUGGGAACAAAGAAACAACAGGCGCUGCUUCCGAUGGCUGUAGUUCUAACCACGCUCUGCUGGCUGAACCCAGCACCAUGGAGGCCUCAGCCCUCCACUCUGGGGGACUUGAAUAAACUGAAGAAAACUCAGGUGACCAGGAUGCUGAGGGGGGAGAUGCUCAGCAAGGGAAUGCUCAAGAGCCCAGGGCUCUCUGGCCUAGGGAAGGGAGGACUUGGGAAAUGUGGCAUAUAGGGUAGGCUCCACUAUGUAGAGGGUUAGCGUGCAGAAAGGGUGAUGUAUGUCCUGGGUGGCCCCCAGAGAAAACCACAGCCAAUGGUGGGGUUUUCAAGAUGGCAGGAUUUAGAAUCCACAUCAGGAAGAUGUUUCUGCCAGUCAUGGAGGAAAUGGGCUGCCUGGAAAGGCACUGAGUUCUUUGCCACUGGAGGUUGGCAAGCAGACGCCAGACUCACAGGGAGAGGUUAUGAAGGGGAUUUUAGCUCUGGAUGGGGGCUGGCCUCUGGGAACUGGAUUCCAUCUAAUGCUGGGAUUCUAGCACUACAGCAGCCCAGAGAAUGCAGCUGACCUGGCUAAGCCUGACACACCUGCUGGGCCUCACUGACCUUCAAAACAGUCAUAGUUACUUCCAACUAUCCACUGCAGGGAGGAGAGCCCUGCGCAGGGCCUCAGAGCUCUUACCUUUAUCUCAAAAAGCCAAAAGAUAAUCACCAUUACCCAGUAUAAAGCCCCCUGGCAAACUAGAACGUCUGAUGUCUUUGGCUUUUGACUGAAAUGUGGUCAGCUCAUUACAGACACCCGGUGUAGACUGGGUAUUAUGCUGAUCUAAAGAUCCGACUUGCAAGUACAGAUGUCUGUGCUUAAUAAAAAUGGGGGAAAGUUAUGACUUAAUAAAUGGAGUUUGUCUGGAAGAUAAAACUGGGGCCUGAGAAAAUAGAAAAGGCCAAGCUAUGAAGUUUGAGGUAGCUGCUUUCAGCCCACAAUGCCAGCCCUAAAACUGCCAUGAAACAGCUUCCUGAAUAGACCUCCAGGCCAGACUGAACUGAACCCGGCAGGCCCCCCCAGCUGGCUGUCCUACACUUAACUUCACUCUGGCAAAUGAGAGGAGCCCCACACAAGCCGUGCGCCCCCGAGCUGCUGCUUCCUGCGUGGCUUGGUAUACAGGAUGUACUUACAUAGUCACUGGAAGAAUGAGUGGAUGAACCUGUAGCUGAGAAAUCAUGGUGGAAAACAUGGAACCCCAGAGUUUCAUCCUUUUAUUGAAGCUUACAAUUUCACUGGACUUUUGGCCCCAAAUUAAAAAAUGCAAAUCAAGAAAAGUAUUGGCAGGGAGAGGUGACCACUGUACCCUGGAGACCAAAGUUAGGCAGAGCAUGGCAGGCAAGUGAGGGGUCCCA